Cynara cardunculus var. scolymus (artichoke) is the source of this 535-nucleotide messenger RNA. RefSeq names its product glucan endo-1,3-beta-D-glucosidase. The transcript is spliced from 4 exons. Lineage: Eukaryota; Viridiplantae; Streptophyta; Magnoliopsida; Asterales; Asteraceae. Bases 4 to 348 code for a protein of 114 amino acids. The record is from RefSeq and is a predicted model, not a curated record.
AUAAUGCCUUCUAAAUUCUUUGCAUAUCUUUUCCUACUCUCAUCAUUCCUUUCAGUUGGGAUGUUUGGAUCAGUUUAUGGCGAUAAGAAAACAUGGUGUGUGGCGAAGCCGUCAUCGAGUGAGGCGAUGUUGUUAGAGAACGUGAACUACGCGUGCUCGCAAGUCGACUGUGGGAUCUUGGCGAAAGGUGGUGCGUGUUAUUUGCCGGAUAAUCUCAUCAACCACGCCUCCAUUGCCAUGAAUAUUUACUAUCAAUGCAAGGGAAGAAACUCGUGGAAUUGCCAUUUUGGUAACUCGGGUCUCAUUACUAUUACGGACCCAAGUUAUGGAGGUUGCCACUAUACGUAAAUGAUUGGCACGAAGAUCCAAGAAGACGAUGUUCUCGAUUUGUACCCAAAAUUUCUAGCAUUAGAAGUAGUUAGAGACCAUUGGUAUGUUAUUAUUAGGUUUGAUCGAAUGCAAGAAGCAAGAAACUUGGCUAAUUUGUAGCAUUAUUUCUGUUAUUUGAACAAUAUUGCUUUGAAGGGCUUUUGCU